Symbiodinium necroappetens is the source of this 948-nucleotide messenger RNA. Lineage: Eukaryota; Dinophyceae; Suessiales; Symbiodiniaceae. The record is from the annotation of a GenBank genome assembly.
AUGGAGGGAACUGGGCACCAGGAAGCCAUGCAGCUUGGAGUGGUGGAUUCGAAGCCAGGGGUCCCAGGGCAAGCAGAAGCCAUGGAGGGAACAGGCGACCAGGAAGCCCAGCAGCUUGGAGUGGAUUCGAACCUAGGGGUCCCGAAGCAAGCAGAAGCCACGGAGGGAACAGGCGACCAGGAAGCCCAGCAAGGAGUGGAUUCGAAGCCAGGGGCCAUCGUUGAGGCUGGCAACGGGGGCAAUAAGGCACAGCAGAGGACGGAUGCCGUGUUCAAGGCAUUGGAGCAACCCAAUAAGUUCGACUUGAAGGAAGCUACGCUUACCAAGAAGGAAGGCGAAUCCCAGGAGGAUUGGAUGGCGCGGGUGGCCCACAAUGUCUUCAUGAAGUUCCACAGGUCUAUCCGGAGUGCUUGGGGCGCCAUGGCACAUGGCCUCGAGAUUGCCACGCCGAGCGGCUCGUCGGAUGUUGCUGGCAUUCAACGGCGGCCAUCGUCGAUGGCCUUGCCAGUGGCUCUUGGCGAUCAGGAGGCAGGCUCGGCUUUGACAUCCGUCCCGGAAACCAUGGACAAGAAAAAAAAGACGGCCAUCGUGAACCAAGCCAAGAACAAGAUUGCCCUGGCUUCGACGAAGCUAGACGAGGCGAAGGUUCUGCAGGAAGAGAUCGCCCAGAACGGUGCUAUGUCACAGCCCAUCCGCGAUGGCUUUCUCACAGAUCUGCAGAAUCACGGCCAAAGCCUUGGGGAAGCCAGGGACAAGCUGAGCGCUGAGGUGGACAAGGGCUCGGGUCAGCUGCUUCAGGAGCUCUUAGAUGAUCUCAAUCAAAAGAUUACCAAUUAUGUGCAAUCGACGAACGGGAUGAAGAAGCUGUCUGCCACCAGGCUAGCAUGUGGCAGUACUUGGUCGACCAUACCUUGGGGUCUGAUUGUUCUUGGAAAGCAAAACCUUUAA